Molecule: messenger RNA, 679 nt
Organism: Myripristis murdjan (pinecone soldierfish)
Lineage: Eukaryota; Metazoa; Chordata; Actinopteri; Holocentriformes; Holocentridae
Product: programmed cell death 1 ligand 1-like
Exons: 3
Coding region: 59-619 (186 amino acids)
Biological process (GO): regulation of cytokine production; T cell receptor signaling pathway
Cellular component (GO): external side of plasma membrane
Molecular function (GO): signaling receptor binding
Source: RefSeq, a predicted model, not a curated record
CAGACAGAGAGUCUGUCUGAGAGUCUGAGGAACCUGAAGAAGGACGACAGUGGAACAUAUGAAUGAGGAACCCUGGAGGAGAACCCUCUCUGAAACUGUUCUCCUCAGCAUCGUCCACCUGGAGGCUGGAGGUCCAGCCCUGAACCUGAACCUGAGAGCUCGACCUGGAGACGAUGUCACCCUGAUCUGUCAGGCUCCUGAUGUCGACAUCGCAGCAGCAGAGUGGAGCAGAACUGACCUGGAGGAACUACAAUAUGUCUUCCUUUAUCGAGACGGACACAUUGACUCAGACUACCAGCAUCAGUCUUUUAAGAACCGGGUGGAGCUGAAAGACAAAGAGAUGAAGAACGGCAACCUGUCUGUGAUUCUGAAGAACGUGAAGGAGGAGGACAGUGGAACAUACGAGUGUCGCUUUAAAGCUGCUGGUGAAGGACGCAGGAAGAGAGCCUUUAUUAAAACCAAGCCCAUCAGCACCAUCCAGCUGGAGGUUGCAGAUCCAGAUCCAGGUCUGACAGAGGAACAGGAUGAAGAUCCAGCUGUGGAAGCUGCUGGGAGCCAGCCUGAUAGAGUGAAAAGUGUUGCAGUGAUUGUUCUUGUUUUGGUUGUUUUGGCUGUAUGAUAACAACAUGUAGCUUCCCAGCUGGCAUUUUAACAUUCAUUCAACACUGAAUCAACAUCA